This is a messenger RNA of Corticium candelabrum, 1481 nucleotides long. RefSeq lists its product as uncharacterized. The transcript has a single exon. Gene Ontology annotation, molecular function: iron ion binding; heme binding; monooxygenase activity. Gene Ontology annotation, biological process: sterol metabolic process. Lineage: Eukaryota; Metazoa; Porifera; Homoscleromorpha; Homosclerophorida; Plakinidae. Bases 118 to 1377 code for a protein of 419 amino acids. The record is from RefSeq and is a predicted model, not a curated record.
UGAUGUUAUUGGUAGGUCUGCCUAGAGGUGUACCGCGUUGCUAGUGACCACUGGCGACGAGCGGUACCAGGUACCAACCAGUCACCAGUCGUUAGUCAUCACCGUCACCGUCUCGACAUGAAUCCACCGGGUGGAACACGUUUCGGUAUCUUCAACGACGAGUCCAUCGCUUUCGCCAAGGAUCCCUUCAGCUUUGUAACCCAGAAAAGGAGACGUUACGGCAACAUUUUCCAGAGCCGAAUUAUCGGUCGCGUCACUGUAUUCGUGACAUCCAAUGAAGGAGUACGGGAAAUGAUGACUGAACACUCUUCCUGUUUCAGACGGGGUUUUAUGGAUCACAUUCAUGAACUCUACGGUGAGGACAGCAUCAUUUUCAGCGACGAAGAAGACUUUGGACGUCUUCGGACGAUCAUACAUAGUGUGGUUGAGCCACGACGUAUAACAGAGCAGAAUGAACUGAUUGAUGCUGUUAUUGCUAUGCAUCUAGGGAAGUUGAACGAGCAAGAGAGUGUACCUUUGUAUCAGACUUUUAAGAAGAUGUGCACUGACUUGUGUCUAGGACUGUUUCUUGGGAUGAGCCUAGAAGAUUUGAAACAAAAUUCUGAAAAAUACUCGGCACUAGUCACUGCUCACUGGCAUGGCAUCGUUUCUGUUCCACUGAAAUUCCACAUUCCAGGGUUUGGAAAGUCAACUUUUCGUAGUGCUGUUGAAGCACGAGACAAGUUGUUGGCCGAGAUUUAUUUACGUAUGGACCGGGCGGAUAAAUCUACUCUACUUCAUGCGAUAAACAAUGCAGGCUUUAAAUCCAGGGAAGAAGUUGCUGCUCAUAUUCUUCUAUUUAUUUCUGCAUUGGUUCCGAAGGCACUUGGAUCACUGUUGACAUCCUUCUGUCUUGAAAUGGCUGUAGAUGAUCACCAGUGGAUGUGCAACAAAGCAAUAGAUGAUGAAGAGUUUCUGGAUCGUUUGCUACUUGAAAUACAGCGAAAAUGGCCAUCAUUUAUAGGUGGGCGGAAAAUUGUCACUCAGGAACUUUGCAUUUCGGGGUUUAAAGUUCAAGAGGGACAAUCGUUGAUGUACACAACGUUUACAGCAAAUCGUGAUCCAGAUGUCUUUCCCAAGCCAGACUCUUUGCUACCUGACCGAUGGAUUGGAGUGAAUGCAGGCUGUGAAGAUCGUGUAUGGACAUUUGGAGGUGGUCCUCGUGGAUGUGUGGGUAAAAUGCUGUCCCAAGUACUCAUGAAGCAGUCUGUCACCUACCUGUUCAAACGAUACAAAUGGAUGCGUCCUAAUGAACAAUGUUUUGAUAUUAAAUGGCUACCAGUUUCUCGGCCUAAAGAAAAUGUGGUAUGUAUUUUUAGGCUGAAAGAGAUGACAUAGAUUUGAUGUAUGAACACAUAAAAAUUGUCCUUUAUAAAUUUUUCAGUGUUAACUAGCAAUGCGUUACUGUAAUAGUCUGACUCUGUCACGUGUCCAGUCUUUGU